AUGACACCAUUUCUUAUUUCCGAAGUACUUCGAGAGAUUUUUUUACAUAUUGCAAAUCCAUGUGAAUUAUCCGGAACUUAUUCGAUUGAAGGAUUACAAAUUGAUUAUACUCCAAUUAUUUCAAUGUAUUUAAAAUGCCUUGAAGAUCAUGAUAUAAAAUCGCUUUUAAAUCAAGGAAUUGAUAUUUCGCUAAUGACCGAUUAUAAUCAAAUGCAAUUAGGUAUAACAAAUAAAAAACCUAUGUUUAAUUAUCCAGGUUUUCUUCGUGUAUUAUAUUAUGAACAAAUGAUAAAUGAAGAUAAUAAUGAAAAUAAUGUAACGUUGGAUAAUAAUGCCGAGGAAAUUAUAAUGAAAACAUUAUUACAACUUUGUUUAAAACAUGGUUCAAGAUUAUAUGGUUUACAUUUAAAUCCUGACGAGUUAGAAGAAGAUAAUGAUGAAAUGUACGAAAUAUUGUUGAUAGAUAAUCAAUUGAAAAAUUUAGUCUCUCCAGUUCGUUCAUUACACAUUUACGCAUUUGUUAUAAAAAUAGAGUUCGAACUUUGGGCUCGACAUCAUGAUGAUAGGCUUGUUAAUGCUUUUGGAGAAGCUAUCACUUCGUUAAUAUCGUUACAAACCGCUUUAGUAUCGUUCUCCCUGACAUCCUGUAAAGCAUAUACUCGCGUAUUUAUUCCACCACUCAAACUACACUCAUCCACGUUACGUUAUAUAAGAUUCGAUAAAGUCAACUUUAAGGGUUGUGACCCAUGGUAUAGCAUAGCGGAAUGCCGGAAUAUCGAACUUCUUGAAGUAAUUCAAUGUAAGAAUUUAGAGGAAGAGAUGGUUGGACCUGUGACAAAAGCAAGUUUUGGAAAACAUUUUGAAGUUAGGUAUGUGAGUGCUUAUAAUAAUAAUAAUAAAUUUAAAGAUUGGGUUGAUAAAGUUAGUGGAAGUGUUGUUGGUAACAACAUAUGCGGCGAAAAGUUAAAUAUUGGAAAAGGGAUUUUCGCUUUACUAAGCGUAUAA
Messenger RNA from Dentiscutata erythropus, 1005 nucleotides. Lineage: Eukaryota; Fungi; Glomeromycota; Glomeromycetes; Diversisporales; Gigasporaceae. The record is from the annotation of a GenBank genome assembly.